AUGACAGCAGCGCCGGAAGCCGGGGCCGGGCUGCAGCAGCAGGUGGGAUUUGACACUGGACCCUCCUCCUGCUCACAGGCGGAGGCCACCAUGGAGCCGUGUGAGAGCGUGGAGAGAGAGGUGGACAAGGUCCUACAGAAGUUCCUGACCUACGGGCAGCACUGCGAGCAGAGCCUGGAGGAGCUGCUGCGUUACGUAGGACAGCUGCGGGCUGAGCUGGCCAGUGCAGCUCUCCAGGGAACCCCUCUCUCAGCCACCCUCUCCUUGGUGAUGUCCCAGUGUUGCCGGAAGAUCAAAGACACCGUGCAGAAACUGGCUUCGGACCACAAGGACAUUCACAGCAGUGUCUCCCGAGUGGGCAAAGCCAUUGACAGGAACUUUGACUCUGAGGUGUGCGGUGUAGUCUCCGAUGCAGUGUGGGACUCCCGGGAGAAGCAGCAGCAGAUCCUGCAGAUGGCCAUCGUGGAGCACCUGUACCAGCAGGGCAUGCUCAGCGUGGCUGAGGAGCUGUGCCAGGAAUCUACACUGAACGUGGAUUUGGAUUUCAAGCAGCCUUUCCUGGAGUUGAAUCGAAUACUGGAAGCUCUGCACAAACAUGACCUGGGACCGGCGUUGGAAUGGGCCAUCUCCCACAGGCAGCGACUGCUUGAGCUUAACAGCUCGCUGGAGUUCAAGCUGCACAGACUGUACUUUAUCCACCUCCUGGCUGGUGGCCCUGACAAGCAGCUGGAGGCCCUCAGCUAUGCCAGGCACUUCCAGCCCUUUGCUCGGCUGCACCAGCGGGAGAUCCAGGUGAUGAUGGGCAGCCUGGUAUACCUGCGACUGGGCUUGGAGAAGUCGCCCUACUGCCACCUCCUGGACGCCAGCCACUGGGCUGAGAUCUGUGAGACCUUUACCCGAGAUGCUUGUUCCCUGCUGGGGCUUUCUGUGGAGUCGCCCCUCAGUGUCAGCUUUGCCUCUGGCUGUGUGGCACUGCCCGUGCUGAUGAACAUCAAAGCUGUGAUUGAGCAGAGGCAGUGCACAGGGGUCUGGAGUCACAAGGAUGAGUUACCGAUUGAGAUUGAACUAGGCAUGAAGUGCUGGUACCACUCAGUGUUCGCCUGCCCCAUCCUUCGCCAACAAACGUCAGAUUCCAACCCUCCCAUCAAGCUCAUUUGUGGCCACGUUAUCUCCCGAGAUGCACUCAACAAGCUCAUUAAUGGAGGAAAGUUGAAGUGUCCCUACUGUCCCAUGGAGCAGAACCCAGCAGAUGGGAAACGCAUCAUAUUCUGA
Molecule: messenger RNA, 1272 nt
Organism: Pipistrellus nathusii (Nathusius's pipistrelle)
Lineage: Eukaryota; Metazoa; Chordata; Mammalia; Chiroptera; Vespertilionidae
Source: the annotation of a GenBank genome assembly